CCCAUCUGUCUCUGCUAGAACGCAUAGGGUGAGGCUCAUACCACUCUAAAUUAGGUACCUUAUGACCCUAGCGUGAGUCUCAUUACCCUGUACCUGUACCUCUUAGGCUUCGAGUCGUCCUAUGUGGAUGUCUCCGUUUCCGAAACGGGAUAUUGACCCACAGUUUCUGACCCCUGCAGCUGCAAGCGUAUCCGUAAAGCAUAACGUUAGAGCUUCGCAGACCUCCUUCCUACCUACACUUGCACCUCGGUAUCAAAGAGAACGGUCAGUUCUCCAAACCAUCCGGUACUGGCAGCUGUAGUCGCCGCCAUGGCGACCACAAUCCCGUCGAUAGCUUGCCUUGGGGUAAUUGGACGAAAUAACAACCCACUCCACACAUCCAUCUUCCCCUCUUACGACCCCUCGACCAACUCCUACCACCCCGUCCGCACACCGCUGCAGUUCUCCCUCAUCCUCUCCAGCACCCUCGAUGUCUUCGAACUCCGCUCUCGUCAGAACCAGGCGGCCGGCGUCGGUCUGACUGGCGACUUCGGGCUGCUGCACGCCGUCGACGACCGUCUCGCUGCUUACGGAUUCGAGACCAACACGGGCAUCCGCUUCGUCGUUAUCGUGGACAUGCGCGGCCGGCGCAUCGACAGCGCGGUUGCUGCCGGGCUGGCUGACGGGAGAGACAAGAGGAUUGCCGGAGCGGCCGCCGGGCUGAGGGAGGGCGAGAUGCGGCCCGUUUUCAAGGCUAUGCAGGCGGCAUAUAUCAGGCUGACGCAGAAUCCGUUCUAUGAUCCGGAUGAGCACUCGUCGCCUUUGGGACAUGGGGGGAAGAAGAUCAUGAGUAAGAAAUUCGCGGAGGAGAUGCGUCGGAUUGGAGAGAAUUGGACGCCGGGUAUUACGAAUCUCUGA
This is a messenger RNA of Chaetomium strumarium, 897 nucleotides long. Its product is annotated as Sedlin. Bases 310 to 897 code for a protein of 195 amino acids. NCBI's taxonomy places the organism in Eukaryota, Fungi, Ascomycota, Sordariomycetes, Sordariales, Chaetomiaceae. The transcript has 2 exons. The record is from RefSeq and is a predicted model, not a curated record. Gene Ontology annotation, cellular component: nucleus; cytoplasm; TRAPP complex. Gene Ontology annotation, biological process: endoplasmic reticulum to Golgi vesicle-mediated transport.